AAAGGCGGCCCAGGCAAGGAGCCUCCAGACGUCCCCGCCCUCCUCCCUCCCGGACACCGGCCGAGCCCCACGCCAACAUGUGCCACACCAGCUGCUCCGUGGGCUGCCAGGCUUCCUGCGGCUCCUCCGGCCCCUGCCAGGCGUCCUGCUGUGUGCCCGUGAGCUGCAAGCCCGUGUGCGUGCCCGUGAGCUGCACACCCGCCGUGUGCGUGCCCGUGAGCUGCACACCCGCCGUGUGCGUGCCCGUGAGCUGCAGACCCGCCGUGUGCGUGCCCGUGAGCUGCAAGCCCGAGUGUGUGCCCUCCUGCCAGCCCUCCACGUGCGUGCCCGUGAGCUGCACACCCGCCGUGUGCGUGCCCGUGAGCUGCACACCCGCCGUGUGCGUGCCCGUGAGCUGCAAGCCCGAGUGUGUGCCCUCCUGCCAGCCCUCCACGUGCGUGCCCGUGAGCUGCACACCCGCCGUGUGCGUGCCCGUGAGCUGCAGGCCCGCGUGUGUGCCCUCCUGCCGGCCCUCCUGCCCCACCCUGGUCUGCAGACCCGUGUGCUGUAGCUCCCCGUGCUGCUUCUGACCAGGGGUCUCCUAACACCUGCUCCGGGGGCAGAGGGGGCCCCACCCGUGCCCCUCCGGUGAGGACCAAGUCUUCGCCGGGCCUCCGGUUCUGCGCGUGGCAGGUCAAACAUUCCCGAUGAAUCGUCUGAACCCUGGGGCGAGGACGGAGCAGGACGAGCCGGAUCCCCCUGUGACCCUGCGUGUCUCCGCCAGGGUCCUUCUCUGUCUCCGGCAGGGAACCCAGCCCGUGUGAGCCCAAUAAAUCGUGCCUUCCUGAGGCAGCUUUCUA
Acinonyx jubatus (cheetah) is the source of this 839-nucleotide messenger RNA. Its product is annotated as keratin-associated protein 12-1. Bases 78 to 569 code for a protein of 163 amino acids. The transcript has a single exon. Gene Ontology annotation, cellular component: keratin filament. The record is from RefSeq and is a predicted model, not a curated record. Lineage: Eukaryota; Metazoa; Chordata; Mammalia; Carnivora; Felidae.